Atta colombica is the source of this 318-nucleotide messenger RNA. RefSeq names its product nose resistant to fluoxetine protein 6-like. The record is from RefSeq and is a predicted model, not a curated record. The transcript has 3 exons. The coding region runs from base 1 to 318 and encodes 105 amino acids. Lineage: Eukaryota; Metazoa; Arthropoda; Insecta; Hymenoptera; Formicidae.
AUGUCUUUUAUUAAACAUGGAGAUAUUAUUACUCGGACUUUAUCAUUUAAAAUCUGGAUUCCAUUUAGCAGACUCACGUAUUGUGCUUAUCUUUUACAUCCUGUCAUCAUACGAUCGAUUUACUUAAGCCGUGAAACAACAGUUCACUUUGAAUUUUUAUUUAUAAUGGUUAUGGGUGUGGGAUAUAUUGUGAUUAGUUAUUUUUGCUCCUAUAUAUUGUCUGUGAUGGUAGAAAUACCUUAUAUCUUGUUGAUGCGAAUGUUCAUUCAAUAUCGUAUUAUAAAUAAAUAUAAGAUGUUUGAUAUAAAAAUAUCGUAA